UCUGCUCAUAUCGGCCAAUAUCCCACAAUCGGAGCUGGCUGCAGUCCUUCCUCCCUCAAGUUUCUUCCCAUAGGCUAGCCUAUUCUCUCCGGCCGCAAUCACACACUAUUGGCCCGGUCAGGUGACAGGCUUUUGGGGAAGCUGGCCAGCCUCGUUCUCGCUUUCCAUCAUUUAACACGCCAUCGCCAACCGGGAGUGCACGGGAACGGGAUAGAGCAUCGGAUUUAUCGGAAUAUUUUCCAGAUAUUGGACAAAACUGAUUUAGGGUCAACGGCAUGGGCGAGCGAACGGCAUUUCUGCUGUUAUGGGUUGCGACCUUGACGCUGGCAUCUGAGGUGCCUUCUGAUGACUCAGUGGGUCUGCUGGCAGAGCCCCAGGUAGCCAUGUUCUGUGGGAAAUUCAACAUGCAUGUCAACGUUCAGAGUGGCAAGUGGGAGUCGGAUCCCUUCGGCACCAAGAGCUGCAUCGGAACCAAGGAGGGCAUCCUGCAGUACUGUCAGGAGGUGUACCCUGAGCUCCAGAUCACUAACGUGGUGGAAGCCAACCAGCCAGUCAGCAUUCAGAGCUGGUGCAAGAAGGGACGCAAGAAGGGACGCAAGGAGUGUAGCAGUCACACACACAUCGUGGUGCCCUACCGCUGCCUGGUUGGAGAGUUUGUGAGUGAUGCCCUGCUGGUUCCUGAUAAGUGCAAGUUCCUGCAUCAGGAGAGAAUGGACAUGUGUGAGAGCCACCUGCACUGGCACACCGUGGCUAAAGAGUCCUGCGGAGACCGCACCAUGAAUCUCCAUGACUACGGGAUGCUGUUGCCAUGCGGCAUCGACCGUUUCCGAGGGGUGGAGUUUGUGUGUUGCCCAGCGGAGACACAGCGCGAGUCAGACAGUGUGGAGCUGACUGAGUCUGAUGUGUGGUGGGGUGGAGACGAGACUGAAUAUACCGAUAACAACAUGCCUCGCCAGGCGGAUCAGGGGGCUGUCACCACUGAGGAGGAUGACGAAGAGGAUGCCUUUGACAGAGACGAGGACGGAGAUGGUCUUGAGGAUGAUGAUGAUGAAGACGAUGAGGAUGACGUGACCGAUGAACGGGACAGUGGUGAAGGCACCUCCAACAUCGCCAUGACAACCACCACCACGACCACCACUGAGUCGGUUGAGGAAGUUGUCAGAGAGGUGUGUUGGGCGCGUGCUGAGUCGGGCCCGUGCCAUGCCAUUCUGGAGCGUUGGUACUUCGUGCCAGAGAAGGGCACCUGUGCCCCCUUCCUCUUUGGAGGGUGUGGGGGCAACCGGAAUAACUUUGACUCAGAGGAGUACUGCCUGUCUGUCUGCAGCACCAGUGUGUUGCCUACCACGGCCCCCUCCCCCCCUGGCGCGGUGGACCGUUACCUGGAGUCUCCCGGAGACGACAGCGAACACGCCAACUUCCAGCAGGCCAAGGAGAGUCUGGAGGCCAAGCACCGCGAGAGGAUGUCUCAGGUGAUGAGAGAGUGGGAGGAAGCAGAGAGACAAGCCAAGAGUCUCCCUCGCGCUGACAAGAAGGCAGUCAUCCAGCACUUCCAGGAGAAGGUGGAGGCCCUGGAGCAGGAGGCAGCAGGAGAGAGGCAGCAGCUGGUGGAGACCCACAUGGCCCGGGUGGAGGCCCUGCUCAACAGCCGCCGCCACAUGGCCCUGGAGAACUACCUCGGCUCCCUGCAGGCCAACCCACCCAGGCCUCGUCAGGUGCUUGGCCUGUUGAAGAAGUAUGUCCGUGCAGAACAGAAGGACAGACAACACACCCUGAAACACUACGAGCACGUCCGCAUGGUGGACCCCAAAAAGGCUGCUCAGAUCCGACCCCAGGUGAUGACCCACCUGCGUGUGAUUGACGAGAGGAUGAACCAAUCCCUGGGGCUGCUCUACAAGGUGCCCAGCGUGACCAAUGAAAUCCAAGACCAAGUUUCUGUCCUGAUGCAGAGGGUUCAGUCAGAGCUGUCUCAGCAAGUCUCAUCUCUGCAGAGCGAUGGGAGGAGUGAUGGCAGGGUGAGCUAUGGAAACGAUGCCCUGAUGCCCGACCAGGCUUACAGCUCUGCCCCUCUGGACCCUGGCAUGGGCCUGGAUCGACUGGGCUUCAUCCACCCAGAGAGCUUCAAUCAGCCCAACACUGACAACCACGUUGAUCCUGUUGAUGCUCGUCCAGUCCCAGAUAGAGGUCUGCCCACUCGGCCUGUGUCUGCUCUGAAGCCUGAGGAGGUUCCUGAGGUGCGGGUGGAGAAGGAGGAGCGGCAAAGCGCCAGCUAUGAAGUGCAUCAUCAAAAACUGGUGUUCUUUGCUGAGGAUGUGGGCUCCAACAAGGGUGCCAUCAUCGGCCUGAUGGUGGGCGGGGUUGUCAUAGCGACAGUCAUCAUCAUCUCUCUGAUUAUGCUGAGGAAGAAGCAGUAUACCUCCAUCCACCACGGAAUCAUCGAGGUGGAUGCUGCAGUGACCCCAGAGGAGCGUCACCUGUCCAAGAUGCAGCAGAAUGGCUAUGAGAACCCCACCUACAAGUUCUUCGAACAGAUGCAGAACUAAGGAGCUACCCGUUGACCCCUCCCAGACCCUGAACUUCCUUUCACCCCUCACACCUAGGGCCCGUUCCAUUUUGGUCCAUAAACCCCUCACACCUAGGGCCUGUUCCAUUUUGGUCCAUAAACCCCUCACACCUAGGGCCCAUUCCAUUUUGGUCCAUAAACCCCUCACACCUAGGGCCCGUUCCAUUUUGGUCCAUAAACCCCUCACACCUAGGGCCCGUUCCAUUUUGGUCCAUAAACCCCUCACACCUAGGGCCCGUUCCAUUUUGGUCCAUAAACCCCUCACACCUAGGGCCCGUUCCAUUUUGGUCCAUAAACCCCUCACACCUAGGGCCCGUACCAUUUUGGUCCAUAAACCCUUCUAACUCUUACUCUAUUGCUGUCAAUGGAUCUGAAAGGACUGAGUAGGUAAAACCAGUAUGACUGAAGUGCCAGAAAAAUCUAGAAUGAAUUUGGUUUGAAAUAGUUGUAGUCAUAUUACUUCCAGCUAUCCAGGGGUGGUGCCAAGGAGCUGGGGGCUGAAAUACAACCUAGCCACACUCACCCUUCAUCCUUUCCUCGUAAAGUGCAGCACAUCAACAUUCAUAGCUGCUAUUGGUCAGACAAGGAUAUCCUCACUCACCUGCAUAUUUUUCUAUAAUAUCCUGUAGUGUUUGUACAGAACAGAGAAGCUCAUUGAUUGAUUCAUCUGUCCGUCUAUCUGUGGGUGAGCCCUCCCCCUCAGGAUAGCACUCGCAGGUCUAAGAGGGUGAAACAGAGGCCCCAAAUAUCCCUGCAAUCUUCCUGCCUCUUCCUCACUCACUCUGACGCACUCUCCCCUCCCCCUCCAUCUCUCCCACGCACUCUUCUCCCCUCCCUCUCUCUCAGAUGACAGCUGUGCUGUGUUUAGUGAUGACAUAACAGCUCUUAACACUAGCGAAGGGAGGAGGGGCUCAGUCUGCCCUGAGCUCCUCUCUGUGGGAUUAUACCACAAGGGAGGAGGGGCUCAGUCUGCCCUGAGCUCCUCUCUGUGGGAUUAUAUCACAAGGGAGGAGGGGCUCAGUCUGCCCUGAGCUCCUCUCUGUGGGAUUAUACCACAAGGGAGGAGGGGCUCAGUCUGCCCUGAGCUCCUCUCUGUGGGAUUAUACCACAAGGGAGGAGGGGCUCAGUCUGCCCUGAGCUCCUCUCUGUGGGAUUAUACCACAAGGGAGGAGGGGCUCAGUCUGCCCUGAGCUCCUCUCUGUGGGAUUAUACCACAAGGGAGGAGGGGGGCUCAGUCUGCCCUGAGCUCCUCUCUGUGGGAUUAUACCACAAGGGAGGAGGGGCUCAGUCUGCCCUGAGCUCCUCUCUGUGGGAUUAUAUCACAAGGGAGGAGGGGCUCAGUCUGCCCUGAGCUCCUCUCUGUGGGAUUAUACCACAAGGGAGGAGGGGCUCAGUCUGCCCUGAGCUCCUCUCUGUGGGAUUAUACCACAAGGGAGGAGGGGCUCAGUCUGCCCUGAGCUCCUCUCUGUGGGAUUAUACCACAAGGGAGGAGGGGCUCAGUCUGCCCUGAGCUCCUCUCUGUGGGAUUAUACCACAAGGGAGGAGGGGCUCAGUCUGCCCUGAGCUCCUCUCUGUGGGAUUAUAUCACAAGGGAGGAGGGGCUCAGUCUGCCCUGAGCUCCUCUCUGUGGGAUUAUACCACAAGGGAGGAGGGGCUCAGUCUGCCCUGAGCUCCUCUCUGUGGGAUUAUACCACAAGCGUUUCAGGUUUUUUUUCCAGAAAAAUUUAUAAAAAAACAAAAAUAUAUAACUAAUACAUCAGAAAUAUGUAAAAGGCAAAGAAAUAUUGAAUGUUUUUAUUUUGUGCGUAAUGUAUUGAAAUAAGGCAGAAAAAACUAGCUGUAACUAUAUGUAGUGCAUGGUGAUAUUGAUGCCAGAUAUACGUAGAGAAGCUGGCUCCUGUCGCAGGACUGGGCCUCUCAUAUAGACUUUUAGCAGGAUUGUACAUUUUCUGUGUCUUCUUUGUGAUCUUGUGAUAUGAAGAGAGGAGAAAAAAAAGUAUUUAGAAUCUGGUCCGCUUUGUUGUCACUGCGACAAUCUUUAAACAGAACCUGUGCUCUCCUUUGUUUCCAGCCCCUUCCUCGCUCUGUUACCUACAUGGACCUAAUUAUCUCUAUCUACAUGUAGCUAAUAUAAUGACGUGUAAUAGUAUCUGAAAGGAAGUCGAUCUGUUUCAUUUAGUCUGGGUGUUACUGAUGUUACUGCUGUUUGUUGGUUUAUGUCCCUUAAAUAUUCCACGACGAGGAAUUGUUUCAGCUCCAUUCAUCAUUCCACCCCAUCUUUCCUCAUUCCUAUAUAGUCUGUGAACAUCAUUAAUGGAAACCGAUAUCAUUAUUAUGUUUUCUUUCUCAGGCGUUCAGGCUCUCUUUCGAUCUCUCCUUUCCUCUGUCUAUCCCAUAGACCACAACCAGCCCUGCUCCUCUCUAUCCAUGCUGUCGGCUUGGUGUGUGAACUAUGUUGAAUUGAGAGAGAGAGAGGGGGGAUUGUGUGUGUCAGAUUUGUACAUUCUAAUCAUCAAACACUUAUUCCCUCCACAAUGUCUCACACAGAACAUACACUAUUUUUCCAUGACAUAGACUGACCAGGUGAAAGCUAAGAUCCCUUAUUGAUGUACAUGUAUCAAACAACCAAGGAAAGAUAAGAAAAACUGUUCUUGUUCUGUGGUGGAUAUCCCCCUCUUGCUUGUUUUGUCAAAUCUCUCAUGUCUCAGACAUCCUGGCUUUAAAAGCAGAGGCUAAAGAAAUACUGAUCUCCGACUAGUUAUAUUGAUCUUGGGACAAAGUGCGUGAGGCAAAAUACAGGGACACUGUUCAGAAAGGAGCAACUGCACAGGACUUUCAGAUAUAAAUGUGUUAUGUGGAACAGAUGUCAUUCUGUCAGGUAGUUUUGUGUUACAUUUCCAUCUGCAACAUUCUGAAUGUUUCACCGAGCUGAACGCACCCCAGAUCUGGGAUCAGUAUUGAGGCCGUAGUAGAUGAGACAUUCCCCAUACCCAAAAUGGAGCCUCCAAUAGACAUGAAUGUGACAUUCAUAUUGUGCAAUUAUGCCACAGAUCUACAUAUUACUACACUCCCUCCCUACACACAAACUGAAGCUCUUAAAUCAGGUAAAUGUUUUGGUGUUAUCAAGGAUACUUGUACAGGGUAUCUCCAGGGGUUAGUGGUUUCAUUUGUUCAUUCUGUGACUUUCUGUGUACCUAUACAAAUCAUUUGCUUAGACUGAGAAAACGCUUUCUACACUAUCCCAUCAAUAAAAUGUUGAAUGUACAUACAAA
Messenger RNA from Oncorhynchus nerka (sockeye salmon), 5832 nucleotides. Its product is annotated as amyloid-beta A4 protein-like. Gene Ontology annotation, molecular function: serine-type endopeptidase inhibitor activity; heparin binding; signaling receptor activator activity. Bases 276 to 2540 code for a protein of 754 amino acids. The transcript is spliced from 18 exons. The record is from RefSeq and is a predicted model, not a curated record. Gene Ontology annotation, biological process: axonogenesis; central nervous system development. NCBI's taxonomy places the organism in Eukaryota, Metazoa, Chordata, Actinopteri, Salmoniformes, Salmonidae. Gene Ontology annotation, cellular component: plasma membrane; membrane raft; Golgi apparatus.